ACUAUGAUGUAUAUUAUUUGGCAUCGACAAACAUAUACAACCUCUUAUGCAUACGCUACCUACGUACUUACAUAUUGGUGUACCUUACGUUAUUCGCAGCCGCAUAUGAACAAGAGUAAUUUCAGGUCCGGUGAUCUCCGUAAUCUGUUGUCGGCCUCUUCCUGCUCGGCCCUUCCAUUGUGUUCAGUGUCUGAAAAGUUUGCUCUGCAUUACUUGUUUCAAAAGCAACCGCUUUUGUAUGUAUAAUGACCUCAGAAGAGCGCGAGAUCUGUCCGUUAUGCAUGGAAUCUAUGGAAGCAGACGACUUGGCAUUUUUCCCCUGUGACUGCCGAUACCAGGUCUGUCGUUUUUGCUGGGCAAAAAUCAUCAACGAAGAAAAUGGCCUCUGUCCGGCAUGUCGAAAAGAGUAUAAUUCUGAAAAGCCAGCUAUUUACAGACCUAUCUCAGAAACAGAGGAUCCAAAAGGAAAGUCGAACAGGAAACGCAAGGAUAACUUUAAAAAAUCUAAGUUGAGCGCCGAAAUGCUGAAGCUGCUGCCUGAGUUGAGGGUUGUGCAACCAAAUCUCAUCUUUGUUGUUGGGCUACCAGCAUGGAUCUGCAAAGACAAAGAAAUUUUGAAGGGAUCCGAUUAUUUUGGUCGUUUUGGCAAGGUGUUCAAGGUAGAGAUAAACCAGAAUCAAACUUUCGGAGGACCUCAGGGUCAGCCAAGCUUCAGCGCCUACAUCACAUUUUGCCGUUCCGACGACGCUAUGCGUUCCAUACGGGAGCUUGACCAAAGCAUGCUACAUGGAAGGCCACUUAGGGUGUCUUUAGGAACGACAAAAUACUGCAGUCAGUUUUUGCGUGGAGCAAAAUGCACCAAACAUGAAUGCAUGUACCUGCACGAGCUGGGAGAUCCGGAAGCCAGCUUUACAAAAGAAGAAAUGCAGGCCGGCAAGCACACCGAAUACAUGAACAAGCUGCUCUCCGAUUACAAUACUUUCGCAACCUCCACUACAACUAAUUCUGCCCAAGACGUCGGUGCCUCUGACUCAGUGUCGGUAGCCGUACCACCAAAGAAUGAUUCUCGUGUGGCUGGACACGUAACCAGUGCUAGUCGCACACGUCUCGUUCGCUCUUCCGCCAUCUCCCCCACCAAAUCGACCACACACAGUCGACCUCAAUCCAGGCAACUACAAGAGAACGAAUUUCACUCCAAUGGCCAUGUCGCCGAGUCCCGUGGAAUUGUACACUGUCGAGCAGAGUACUCCUCUAAGAGCUCCACGAGCGAAUCUAACGGCGACUGUGCUCCGCUAAUGUCCAAGACUAACGUCUGGAAUAGGCACGUAUCCGCCUGUGAAUAUGUGCCUGAGGAGAUUUCGGAUGAUGUUGACGGACUCACACAUUCAUACUCGAAUCGUUUCGAAACGACGGAGUAUGUCAGCCGACCACACCAAAAGUCGGCCGAUUCCAGACGCACGUUCACUAAUCGGAAUGACCAUCCGCGGAGUCUUGGAAACCGUAAAGCCACAGCACAUAAGGUUUUCUCUGGUGUAACUCGUUGUUAUCCACAUACGUCCAUCAACAGCAACAAUACCCCAGGGGAACGGCAUUCUUCAGGUUCCCCCGAACCUGAGCCUGCGACGACAUUUGGUAAUGAACCAGUUGACAUAGACUUCGACCCCUUCCAGGAAUCUCAACAGGGACUAGCGGAGUUGUUAGCGGCAGAGGUGAAUAGGCUUGUUGUUUCCGAUGACCCAGCUAACUCUCGGGUUCCUCAUGGUGCGAACAGCCACAUUGCUAAGGAGUCCUCUGAUGUUCUCAACUUCUCCGGUUCUCAUCUGUUAACUUCAAAUGGCUUAGAUGGUAGUAUACCUGAGUACAGCCCUGGUCGAUCCAGACUGCCCAACUACCCAUGGAUUCCUACGCUCACGCGUCCGGACGGCGAAAACUGCGGGAACUUCGAUUCUCGCGGUGCCCAUGUCUCCGAUCUAUUCAAUUCUUCAAUUUACCCACCGCCUGGAUUUGAAGAGAAUAUGGGUGUUUUGCAGCAAUGUUCAGAUCCCUCUGUAUUUUCCACUUCUACAUCAAAUCUUGGGGACCAUUGUCUUUCUGACCCGCCGUGCUCACCCAUUUCACCUUUAUCUAUGGGCUUUAACAAUAACAAUGGCUCGUCAAAUCAUCAAGAUGGUCCUUCUUUCUCCUUCUCUCACUCUUCGUCCAAUGUACCAUGCAAGUUGGACGCCUUCAAUUUUGAGGCGAAUUCCCAACCAAAGAUCGCCAGUGUUCCCAACUCCUCAUCGCUGCAUUUUAAUUCUACGACAGCGUUCCGGCCGUACACCACUCCAGUUUACACCCCGCCCUCUCCCUCAUUGCGAUCGGAUUCUCAACAGGCUCUAGCAAAUUUGUUCACUGCCGCGUUCAACACAGCAUCUGCUAUCCUGAACAAUCGACCCGUUUCAGCCACUGAUGGUGCCCCUUCUGCAGCGUCCAAAUCAGCCGUAACCUUUGACCUAAACGGAUUUAUUAGCCAGUUGUGCCGUCAGUCCCCAUUUUUCUCUUCUCUUAAUCAACCCAUCAACGAAUGGGGUCUCACAAAUGGCCUGAAUAAUGCAUCCGGCUGCUUGGUGGAUUCGUUUGUUAACACUUCUGCCGCCGCCGCUGCUGCCGCUGCUCUAUCCGCAGCUUCCCCUUCCCUCUUCUCUCCCGUUCGAUUUCAGCUCAGAUCGGGCGAUAUACUGCCAACAGAAGAUUAUCGAAGGUCAGGAGAGCACACAUUUAUGAAUUGCAGUACUUCCUCUGGGCUGUCGAAACCAGCAACCUUCACUUAUCAGGCCACUUCGUGUGAUGUUUCUACAGAGAAACGUCCUUUCGGCAGUGAUGACCUGCCACCUUCCUCGGACGGCUCCACCCCAGCAAAUCCUGUCUCUCCGAACCCGGUGGCCGCGAACUGGAAAUCGACGUCCUCUCCGACGGAUUUACUCCAACAAAUAUGGCAAUCCGGACCCACUGUGCAACCACUUUUUGACCCUCAGCUGUCAAUGCCAUUCGGAUUCGCUGCGCAAAGCAGCUUGUCAGUCGGUUCAGUCAGUCACUCACAGCGAGAGCCAUCCUCUCAGCCAGCCUCCCAUUCGCAGUCUGCGGAAUAAAAUGUUCGGGUUUUUCUCUUGAAGUGUGUUUAUGCGUGUCUGUGCGCGCGUGUGUGUGUGCAAUGCAUCAACUGAUCCAGAAUCCCCUUGGCCGUCGUCCGCUUCUGCGUUCCUCCGUCUCUUCUCAAACACGAGAACUGACAUUGCCACCUCGCUGGUACUGUCACGCCAGUGAUCUUAUUCUGCUUGUUGUUCGAUUGAAACCAUUUCAACUUCUUUGCUUCACCGCGUUUCCCUCCCCUCUUAAACUUUUUCUAGGCAAUGAUGCAACAACUGACUUCGUACUACUUUCUCAUGCCUGUGUAGUGAUCACUUUUCAAAAUUCUUUAUGGACAUAAGAUUGACUGAUCGGCACGCGCACACAUUCGCCAACCUGCACAUCUUCAUACAGAGAUUAGUCUGAGCUGAU
Molecule: messenger RNA, 3537 nt
Organism: Dicrocoelium dendriticum
Lineage: Eukaryota; Metazoa; Platyhelminthes; Trematoda; Plagiorchiida; Dicrocoeliidae
Source: the annotation of a GenBank genome assembly